AUGACUUCCACGCACCAAUUUCACCGAAUCCACUGGACACCAGGUCCAUUGUCCCCAGAGCCACUAGAAUUCACAAAAGUGGUGUUUGUGGUAGAAGAAAGCCAGUGCGAAAGCCAUCAGCUAGCCACGUACCGAAACCAGCUUAGCAACCUAGGUUACACCACUGCCGUCAUCACCAACCCUGAAGAGCUCAACGCCGAGCUGACAGAAAAAACACCGUCCAUCGUCGUACACAUUCCGUAUGCCGCAGAUGGCCGCGAAAAUGUCUACUCUGCGGCCGUGGCCUCGUGUGCAAGCCUGAUUGCCAUCGCGCAGGUGCUGGUAUCAUCCCAGCCUUCCCAGGCCUCGGGGACGGAGACGGCGAAGGGUGCUGACUCCGUUAAGCUGUUCUCGCUGGUCAAGAACCACGAUGGAAUUAGUCAAUUGGGGUAUGCGCCUUUGCAUGGGCUGGCGCGCGUGCUGAAGAUGGAAAUCCCCGAUCUCUUUGGGGGGUUGGUCGAGGUGAAGGAGGAGGGAUUGCGGUUUCCGCUGUCCGCUAUCACAUCUGCACGGGGAUUUGACAUAAUCAGAGUGUGUGAGGAUGAGGAAGAAGGAAGGCCGCAAACGGCGGCACUUCAGCCCGUAUUGCUCCCCGACGGUGAGGAGAAACAGAGACAAGCGAUGGCGCUCGAUUCGGAGUCCACAUAUCUGAUUACAGGUGGGACAAGCGGCAUAGGCCUCGAGACUGCUAGCUGGAUGGUUGAGCAGGGCGCUCGUCAUCUGAUACUUCUGAGCCGACGUGGGGUAGAGUCCGAAGCGCGCGACAUCCGUGCCAACACUCUCCUAGCUCGCAUCGCUGAGAUGGAGGCCUUUGGCGCCAAAGUCCAUGUGCUGGCCAUUGACCUCAGUCUGCUCGGCGCAGACUCCACGCUACGGCAGGCCAUCAGUAAACUCCAUGCUCCAGCCGUCAAGGGCGUUGUGCAUGCCGCAGGAACGGCAGGGUAUCACACACUCAAAGGCUGCACGCGGGCUGAUAUCGAGAACGUAUUCGCCCCGAAGGUGCGAGGCGCUCUGAGCCUCGAUGCAGUCUUUCCACCAGCCACAUUGGACUUCUUUCUCCUGGUCUCGUCCAUUGGACAGUUGGUCGGGUUUCCGGGCCAGCUCUCCUACGCGCCAGCGAAUGCGUUUCUAGACGGGCUGGCGGUCCAGCGAAGACGCGAAGGGGAUAACUGCACUUCAGUUCAGUGGACGACGUGGCGCGGCGUAGGACUGUCGGUUCAGUCAAAGUCCGCGACUCGUAUGAUCAACAAAGGGAUGAAAGACCGAGGCAUUGAGGACAUAUCUAAGGAGGAGGCGCUCGAGGCCUGGGGGCAGAUUCUCGCGCUUCGGAUAGACCAGGUGGCGGUGGUACGCGCGUUGGAACUCGGCCCCGACGAGCACCUGAGGCAUCCAAUUCUUAGGGAAAUCACACCGCGGAAGAAGCCUAAAAGGUACAGCGACUACCCGAAACAGGCCGUGGCCGUCGUGGGUAUGGCCUGUCGGACGGCCGCCGGUGAUACACCAGACGAACUCUGGGAGGCACUGCUGACCGGGGAGAGCACGGUUCGUGAGAUUGACCCCGUUCGGUUCCCCGAGGCUUCGGCUAGGACGAAAAACCGUCUCUGUGGUCACUUCCUCUCCGAUAUAGAAUCCUUCGACCACAAGUUCUUCGGGAGGUCCAAACGCGAAGCGGCGGCCAUGGACCCGCAUCAGCGACUCAUGCUCGAGACCACAUACCACGCACUCGAAGCGGCAGGGUGGGUCAGCGGCGAGCAAUCAGCAUCAGAGACCCAUGACCCCCUCACCGGUCAUAUAACAGGAUGCUUCGUGGGAAUGAACACGCAAGACUACGUCCUGAACCAGGGCUCGCAACCGCCCUCGCCGUACACGGCGGCAGGGAUGCUGCGCUCCUUCGUGUCAGGUCGUCUGAGUCAUUUCUUCGGCUGGACAGGUCCCUCGCAGAACAUUGACACGGCAUGCUCAUCCGCCAUGGUGGCCAUCCAUCAAGCCUGUCGCGCUCUUCAGGUAGGCGAGUGCACGCGGGCGAUCGCGGGUGGCGUCAACUUGAUCCCAAACACGGCUUUGUUCGACGCUUUACGCACGGCAGGCUUUCUCAGCGAGACAGGCGCCUGCAAGACUUUUGAUGCGCGUGCCGAUGGUUACUGUCGAGGCGAGGCCGUUGGGGUUGUUGCUCUGAAACCGCUGGACCGUGCGCUCCAGGACGGAGACGAGAUCCACGGCGUGCUUCUGUCAACCGGCAAUAACCAGAACAUCAACAAUACCAGUAUCACGAAUACAGUGCUCGAAAGCCAGGCAGCAUUGUAUAAAGAUGUGCUGGCGCGCGCGGGAGUCGAUCCACACGAAGUCUCCUACAUCGAGGCCCAUGGCACGGGCACUCGCGUCGGAGACCCUAUCGAGGUCCAGGGGAUCCGACAGGUCUUGGGUGGGCCAGACAGGCGAUCGGUGCUGCAUAUGGGCGGAGUGAAACCCAAUGUCGGCCAUUCCGAAGCAGCAGCGGGUGUCAUCUCACUGAUCAAGGUGCUGCUCAUGUUCAAGCACGGCAAGAUCCCGCCACAGGCACAAUUUACGGCAUUGAACCCCAACAUUGCCGCGCUGGAACCAGAUCACAUGGCGAUCCCGACGUCGUUGAACGAUUGGGCCGAUGAGACGCGCCUGGCCCUGGUGAACAGCUUUGGUGCGUCUGGUAACAACGCUGCUGCUAUCGUUGCACCUCCGCUUGCUCAACGUACCAGCCAGAUGAGACCAACUGAAUUGGAACCUACAUCGGAGUGGCCGGUGUUUCUUUCGGCUGCAUCCAAGCCCAGUCUCUUGGCGUCUUGUGCCAAGCUCCGGGAGUAUAUCUGCGGCAAGAGCAAUGACAUUGGCUUACCUGAGCUGGCGUUUGCUUUGGCAGCGAAAGGCAAUGGGCAGCUUCAACAUCGGUUCUCCACAACAGCAAGAUCGCUGUCUGAUCUGCAGGCCCAGCUCCGCAACCCGGAAGCACAUAUCUCCGUGUCGGACUCCAAACCCAUCGUGCUGCUUCUGAGCGGCCAGAAUGGAACCACCACCCCGGCAGUGAAAUGCCUCUACGACGACUCGUUGGUUUUCCGCGCCCGACUGCACGAGUGCGAGGAAGCCAUGCUCGCUCUCGGUCUACCCAGUGUGCUUCCAACCAUUUUGAACGGUGUCGGAUCCGGUGAUAGCGAGGGUGAAAAUGACCUAGUUCUCCGCCACGCAGCUAUGUUUUCCAUCCAGUAUGCCAGUGCCAUGUCGUGGAUUGACUCUGGGGUCAUUCCGCAGGCAGUCUGUGGCCAAUCCUUUGGCGAGUGCGCGGCACUGGUCAUUACGGGGGGGUUAACGCUCGAAGGUGGCAUGAAGUUUAUCACGGGGCGUGCCUCUAUCCUCCAGAGACUGUGGGGACCGGAUAUAGGUUUGAUGAUGGCCAUCGAAGCCGAUCUCGUUUCCUCGAACAUGACUUCCAUGCAGCACCUGCAGCAAUUUACUGAUAAAUACCCUUCCGGAAGGGUCGAGGUUGCGUGCUACAACGGACCAAACAACUACGUUGUCGCGGGAAGCACGCAGGACGUGGAGGCUCUGGAGACGUACCUGCGACAAUACAAAUCAAACCUCACAAACAGGAACAAACUCCGCUUCAAGGUGUUGAGGGGGAUAUACGCAUAUCAUUGCCACAUGGCAGAUUCGAUCUUGGAUGCUUGUGCCCAAUUAUCGACGUCGAUUCCACUACAGCGCCCAUCAUCCGCCUUCGUGUCAUGCCAUGAUUCAGGCCACGAGGAGGACUGGACGUGUAUGGACCCAACCGCUAACAUUAUUGGUCGCAAUACCCGAGACCCCAACUAUUUCGGAGAUGCAAUUCAUCGCAUCGUCGCACGGUUAGGCCGGUCGUGUGCAUUCGUAGAAGCGGGCUUCGGGGGCCCGAUUACCGCGAUGGCGCAGAAUGCUCUGGCGACAACCGAGCAUGACCAUACAUUCAUCGCACUCAAUGGCGUCGAUCCACGGCGAUCGCUCGCAGCUGCGACGGCCGCUCUAUGGAAGACCAGUCGUGGGGUUCAGUUCUGGCCGUUUCACCGAAGCCAGUUGGCCAACUUCUUGACGCCUCAGGGCCGGAGCGUGGAUCUGCCUCCGUACCAGUUCGAGAAACAUCGACACUGGAUUGAAUAUAACCCUUCCGGCCCGGAAACGGAUGACGAAUACAGAUUAUGUCCUCAUUGCCACAAGAACGUUAUUGAUUUCCCAUAUAUUGUGCAAGAACCCCCGCAGUCCCAGUCGGACUCCGAUUCUACCAUGCGGUUCAGCAUCGACACGCGCAGUCAACGAUAUCAACAACUAAUCAGCGGUCAUGUGGUGGUUGGAAGCCCAUUGUGCCCGGCGGGAAUGUACUUGGAGCUGGUCGCCCAUGCGGUUCGUUUGCUGCAAGAUAUAAGUGACCAAGAGAAUGAGAUCGGCUUUGAAGCCGUGGAAAUUAAAGCGCCGCUGGGUCUGGACACGCAGCGCAACGUUAGAUGUACCCUCAAUAACACGCAGGAGAGGGGUUGGCGUUUCGAAGUACUCUCCACACCCAAAGACGAUAAGAACGCACGACCGACGUCCCACUGCACUGGUAUCGUCUACUACGGCAAGGUCCAAAGUGAUAAGAAUGCAGACGCAGACACAACCAACACAUGGACACACAUGUCCCACUUGCUCGAGGACCCGGAAACCGAGGCUCUGCGCGGAGCAAUGGUGUAUAGAAUGUUCGCCACGUUGGCCACUUACUCACCUCCGUACCGGGGGCUGCGAUAUAUAGUCGGCAAGGGCUCGGAAGGAGCCGGCGAGAUCGACAUGCCUACGGACAAGUCGGUGGUUGCUGCACCUAACGAGAAUGUCAUAGAUGCGUUACUCCUGGAUUAUUUCAUGCAAGUGGCCGGCGUUUUUGUGCACUCACUGCGUCAUGCGGAUCAGGAGGAAGGUCUCCAGUGUAACACGUCGUACAUCUGCACGGGAAUAGGACUGAUAAGGCCAGCGAAGGGAUCCCUCCAAGGCAGAAAGUAUCGCGCAUAUACACGGAUUGUGCGGGAGGACAGGAGGACUGUGUUGCUAGACCUGCUCGCGUUCGAUUACACCAGUCAGCAGAUAAUCUGGUCUGCUGAGGGGCUCCGAUUCACCGGGGUGCCUCGUACUUCCCUAGUGAAGACGCUGGCGGCGGUGAAUCCAGGGGUUUUAGAGGAGAUCGACGAACCACAGAAGCAGAAGCAAGAUUAUACUGUCCCGCCUACCCCGCAAGUGUCUAAAGAAGACGACGAAAUCCUGAUCGGAGUGCAACAGAUACUGAGUAGGUGUCUAGAUGUCCCCUUCGCUGAUGUGCGGAAAGAAGCAAUGCUAGAGGAGCUUGGCAUCGACUCGCUCGUGAGCGCCGAGAUUCUGGCCGGUAUCUCAGACCGAUUUGGCGUUGAUAUCUCUACCACCGAUCUUGUCACAGCUACAGAUGUGGCGGCGUUGUGUGAUCUUAUCUCGCCACAACGGCACGGCGGUGGACCGCCCAGCGACAACGAGUCCUACUCAAAUCCUGUCGCGGCAGAGGUCUGGAAGAACACUGUCAUACGCAUCCUCGGCGAUGUUCUUGAGCUAGAGACUGCAGAAAUCGACCCGAGUUCUAGACUUGACGAUCUCGGCGCCGACUCUCUAGUGGCUCCGGAAAUCAUCAGUAACUUGAAGGAGGCGUUAGGCGUCGACAUCCCAUUGGCAGACUUUGCCGGUACUGUGGACGUCAUGUCGCUCUAUGAGUUGGUUAGAAGUGCCCUGGGGUACACGCCAAGCAGCUCUUCUUCGUCAGCUCAGUCAGACGACACACCAUGCUCUGAUAUCGGACCGGCAAGUGACGACCCACCGGCAAACAAGUCAGUAGGCAAUACCAAUCUAGAAGAAUCCACGCCAGAUCCGCGCCCCGCGACAGCAACAUCCUUGCUCCUCCACCGUGGGAUAUCCUCAGCGCGCAAUCUCUUCCUCAUGCCCGGCGGUCCAGGCUACGGAACUGUAUUCACGCAGCUAGGCCAGCUCCUAGCCCAAACGUGCCCAUCCACCUCCACCUCCAUCUACGCGCUCAACAGCCCCUACACGCACAUCAGGCUCCCCUCCCCGGAAACCUCUACCCCAACCCAUGCCAUCCCCACAGUCCAAGACCUUGCGGCCAGCUACACCGCCGAAAUUAAACGUCGACAACCACAAGGACCCUACCUGAUCGGCGGAUACUCUUUCGGCGGGAUUCUCGCCCUCGAAUCCAUGCGCCAACUCCUCGAAGCAGGCGGCGAAGUCGAGAAACUGGUUUUGCUUGACGCGCCAUGCCCGUGCCCUCCUACGCCCUCCUCUCCAUACUCAAUUCGUAUGCCAGAUGGUUUACUACAACAUAUCUCCACAACAAGAGCCGCAUUUGGCGCGGGCGAUGCCUCAUUAGCACAGGAGCAACUCGGGCGGUAUUGCUUCACAGCUAUACCCCCACCUGGUGAAGGAAUGAGAAUUCCAGCCACGAUCCUCAUCUCCGCAAAACAAGGUGUCGACGGGACGUACAAGAGCCAAGAAGACAGGGGAUUCAGCGUCCCAGACUCGCAGCGCGGAGUGACGGAGUGGAUUCUCAACGAUAGAGCAGAUGGACCACUUGGUUGGGACUGGAUUAUGGGAGAUGGGAAUGUGACCGUGAUAAGGGCGGAAGGACAUCAUUAUAGUUUUCUGAGUGCGGGUUCGAAGAUGGAGGAAUGGGUAAAGCAGUUGGUUGACAUGCUAGAUGGGUAA
Messenger RNA from Aspergillus melleus, 6801 nucleotides. RefSeq lists its product as uncharacterized. Gene Ontology annotation, molecular function: phosphopantetheine binding; 3-oxoacyl-[acyl-carrier-protein] synthase activity; fatty acid synthase activity. The transcript is spliced from 2 exons. The record is from RefSeq and is a predicted model, not a curated record. Gene Ontology annotation, biological process: fatty acid biosynthetic process; secondary metabolite biosynthetic process. NCBI's taxonomy places the organism in Eukaryota, Fungi, Ascomycota, Eurotiomycetes, Eurotiales, Aspergillaceae. The coding region runs from base 1 to 6801 and encodes 2266 amino acids.